This is a messenger RNA of Paramacrobiotus metropolitanus, 699 nucleotides long. RefSeq lists its product as uncharacterized. NCBI's taxonomy places the organism in Eukaryota, Metazoa, Tardigrada, Eutardigrada, Parachela, Macrobiotidae. The transcript is spliced from 3 exons. The record is from RefSeq and is a predicted model, not a curated record. Bases 59 to 673 code for a protein of 204 amino acids.
UUCUAGCGCUCUGAGAAGAACUGAUUGUUGGCCAUUUCACGGUUCACCGGCAAUUAAAAUGGGUGUCCGUGCACUGAUCUUUGGACUGCUGCUGUUGACCUUUACAGCAGCCACAAAUGGCGGGGGUUUCUUUUCAAAGCAGCAGCCGAAAUCUGAUGAUUAUGUGUUACUAAUCACUAAUGAUCUGGUGGAAUCGAUUAGUCUCCGUUUCAGGACCACAAGUGGAAUCCGAUUGGCACAUGUUUAUGAACUGCAGUAUUUGAGUGCGCCAUUCCACGGGAUUCUAUUCCGGUUCCAGAAAGGCAACAUGAAAAAACUGGCUACAACAGUCAAGCAAGAGCUGCCUAAUAUUUCCAAACGCGAUCCAACACAGCAUACGUUCAUCAACUUAAAGGUCCCCAAAAUUCCGAGUAAACUGUCGAAACACCUGCCAAACCUGCUAGAUAUCGUCGAAAAAGCAAAUGAAAAGUGGAGCCAAGAUUCCGAGAAGGUCUUCAUUUCGUACGACAGUUUCUAUGGAAGAUCAGCGCCUAACACUAUUGUGCUGUCCAGUGCACCACGAAAGUUUUCGCGGGGCUUGCGAGGCCGGAAAGCGUCCCCUAAAGGUCGCCACCCAAAAUAUCGAGAAACCCGCCAUUACAAACUGUCCUCCUUAAGUGAUUCGCAACCUUAACUCAUUCUGACGCUAAUAGCUUUUAA